This is a messenger RNA of Drechmeria coniospora, 633 nucleotides long. RefSeq lists its product as uncharacterized. The record is from RefSeq and is a predicted model, not a curated record. Bases 1 to 633 code for a protein of 210 amino acids. NCBI's taxonomy places the organism in Eukaryota, Fungi, Ascomycota, Sordariomycetes, Hypocreales, Ophiocordycipitaceae. The transcript has a single exon.
AUGCGUCCAUCCACCGCCGUCGCCGCUGCGCUAUCGACGUGGCUCGCACUCGCCGCCGCGUUCCCUCGUCCCAUCGCCGGACCUCGAGCGCUGCCGGGAGCAGGCGCCAAGCCAAAGUACGCCGUCGUCCCUCUCGAGCCUGCCGAGGCUCAACCCGGUCAGGGCGACCGCCCGCCUUCCGAUGCCAAGGUCACCGUCGUCAAGACCGUCGUCAAGUCGAUGGAGCCCGCCACCAAGACGGUUUCGAAGACCAUCUCCAUCCCCGUCAUCGAUUUGUCGCCGGAACCAACGAAAACUGUCACCGUCACCCCGUCGGAGGCUCCUUCCAUCGUCCUAAUCUACCCGUCCUUUUCCAAUUCGACCUUGACCGUCACGGCCUCGUCCGACUCGUCCACCUCGUCCGCGGGACCGUUGACCUUGACGACGUCCGUCAUGUCCGUCACGUCCCAAACAACAUCAUCCGCUGCGGUCUCGUCUGCGAGGGCUUACAACUCGACGACAACGUUUGUCACGUCGACCAUGCACCGAGCGACAUCAUCCGCCACGUCCUCGUCCAUCACCUACGACGAUGGUCAGUGGCACACCACCUACCCCUCAUGGAAUGGGACGAUGAACCACUACCGCAGGUCGUGA